Molecule: messenger RNA, 6123 nt
Organism: Penaeus indicus
Lineage: Eukaryota; Metazoa; Arthropoda; Malacostraca; Decapoda; Penaeidae
Gene: eIF5B
Product: eukaryotic translation initiation factor 5B-like
Exons: 21
Coding region: 98-3433 (1111 amino acids)
Biological process (GO): translational initiation
Cellular component (GO): mitochondrion; cytoplasm
Molecular function (GO): GTPase activity; GTP binding; translation initiation factor activity
Source: RefSeq, a predicted model, not a curated record
CAGUGGUGCCACAUCCCCGCCGCGCCGCCAGCCCGAGAGAGAAAACAUAUGGUCGCCGCCGCACGCACGCUUUCAUGCUAGUUCCAAAAUCAAGGAAAUGGGCAAGAAAAAAGGAUCCAAGGCCGAGACGAAUGGUGAGGUGGAGGACGUAGCGGCCGACGGCAUGCCGGAUGGCGCCCCCCCUGCGUCCGACGCGGGCAAGAAGGGCAAAAAGGGCAAGAAGAAGAACCAGGACUGGGAGGAUGACAUUGCCAAGGAGCUCGAGCAGAUGAGGCUGGCCGAGGCCGGGGAGCUGCCCCCCGAGGAAGCCCCGGCCGAGGCCCCCGAGCCAGUCCCAGAGAAGAAGGAGAAGAAGAAAACCAGGAAGGGCGCAGACGAGACCAGAGAGGCAGAAGUAGAGGAGGACGGCAAGAGCAAAAACAAGGAAGAGGAGAAGAGGAAAGAGAGAGUGGAGGAGGAGGAGGAGGCGGCCCCCCCACCAGCGGCAGACGACGACAAGGGCAAGAAAGGCAAGAAGGGAAAGAAGGGCAAGAAGAAGGGCUACGAGGACGACGAGGACCUGGACAAGAUGCUGCAGGAGCUGGAGAUGGAGUACAAGGGGGAGAAGCCCAAGGAGGAGCCGCCCAAGAAGGCCCCGGAGGACGAGGCCAAGGACGAGGAGGACGCCGGCAAGAAGAAGAACAACAAGAAGAAGCAGAACGGACCCGAGGCCGAGGUCGAGCCGCCCAAGCCCAAGGAGGAAGAAGCUUCAGAAGAAAGCUCUGCCAGUAAAAAGAAGAAAAAGAAAAACAAAGAUGCCGCAGAAGCCAAGGGUGAUGCCAAGGCAGCUGAGGGGGCAGAUGCCAAGAAGAAGAAGAAGGGAGAGCCAGAGAAAGAGGAGGAGACAAAAUCCAAGAAGGGUAAGCCAAGUGCCAAGAUGUUGGCCGCCAUGAAGGAAGCACUGGCCAAGAGGAAGGAGGAGGAAGAGAGACUUCAGAGAGAAGAGGAGGAGAAACAGAGACUAGAGGAGGAGAGACUCAGACAGAUUGAAGAAGCGAAGCGCCUCGAACAGGAAAAGAAGGAGAGGAAAAGGCAGAAGGAGAAAGAGAGAAAAGAGAGGCUGAGGCAAGAAGGACGCCUGCUCACGGCCAAGCAGAAGCAGGACCAGCGCAGAGCCCAGGAGAUGCUGGAGCACCUCAAGGCCCAAGGAGUCAAGUUGCCGGAGCAGGGGGAGAAGCGAGCCCGGCCGGGGUCAAAGGUCAAGCCAAAGAAGCCCAAGAAGGAGGAGAAGCAGGAGGAAGAAAAAGCCGAGGCAAAGGAGGAGAAGAUGGAGUCGGAGGAGCCUAAGGUAGAGGCUAAGGAGGGAGAGGAAGUCAAGGAUUCUUGGGAAAAUGACGAGGAGGAGGAGGACGUCAAGGACGAUUGGGACGAGAUCAGUGACGACGAGGAAGAGGACGAAGACACAUCGGAAGCCACAAAGGCCUCACAAGACACGGACACCAAGAAGAGCAGUGAGAAAGGUGAUGAAGAUGAGGAUGAUGAUGAUAAUGAGGAUUCGGAGAGCGAGGAGUCGGAAGAGGAGCACCAGACAGAGGCGGAGAAGCGAAAAGCGAGAGCCGUGGCCAGAAUAGCGAAGCGGAGGGUCGAAAGCGAGAAAAAGUUGGACCCGGCCAAUCUCAGAGCUCCUGUGGUGUGUGUCCUCGGCCACGUCGAUCACGGAAAGACCAAGAUUCUGGACAAGUUCAGAAGGACGAAUGUGCAGGAGGGUGAGGUGGGCGGCAUCACACAGCAGAUUGGAGCCACAAAUGUACCCAUAGACGCCAUUCAGAGGCAGACGCAUAUGAUCAAGGACUUCAAUUUGGAUACGAUCAAGUUCCCCGGCUUGUUGAUCAUUGACACCCCAGGUCACGAGUCGUUCAGCAACCUCCGCUCACGAGGCUCCUCCCUCUGCGACAUUGCGGUCCUGGUGGUGGACAUCACGCAGGGCCUCGAGCCACAGACGAUAGAGUCCAUCAACUUGCUCAAGAAGAAAAAGACCCCCUUCGUUGUUGCGCUUAACAAGGUGGACAGAGUGUUUGAGUGGGACUCCCAUCCAUCAAAAGACAUCCGCGAAAUCAUAAAGUCCCAGAGCAAUGCCUCCAAGAACGAUUUUGACCGCAGAACCCAGGAGAUUAUUCAGGCACUCAACAUUCAGGGCUUAAAUGCAGCUCUCUUCUGGGAGAAUCCUGACCCCCGCUCAUAUGUGUCCCUCGUCCCAACCAGUGCCAUCUCAGGCGACGGAAUGGGCAACCUCAUCGCCAUGGUGUGCAACCUGUGUCAGAAGCGACUCAGUAAGAGACUGAUGUUCACGGAGGAGUUGCAGUGUACUGUCCUGGAAGUCAAGACGAUUCAGGGUCACGGGACGACCAUAGAUGUCAUCUUAAUCAAUGGUAGACUUAGAGAAGGAGACACAAUUAUCUUAGCGGGUACUGAAGGUCCUAUUGUCACGCAGAUACGAUCUCUCCUCCUUCCCAAACCCCUCAAGGAGAUCCGCGUCAAAGGGCAGUACGACGAAUUCAAGGAGGUGAAAGCUGCUCAGGGAGUCAAAAUUGCUGCCAGGGAGCUUGAGAAAGCCAUCGCUGGCCUUAACCUGCAGGUGUCCUACCACGAGGACGAGGUCGACCUGUUGAAGGAAGAGGUCGACAAGGAGUUCAAGGCAGCUAUGAGGUCUAUUAAGGUGAAGGAGCGUGGAGUGUACGUCCAGGCUUCGACCCUGGGUGCCUUGGAGGCUCUGCUAGAGUUCUUCAAGACCAACAAUGUGCCUUAUUCGGGGAUCCGCGUGGGUCCUGUGGUGAAGAGGGAUGUGAUGCGAGCAGCUGCCAUGCUGGAGCACGACCCCAUGUACGCCGUCAUCCUGGCCUUCGACGUCAAAGUGGAGAAGGACGCCCAGGAGCUGGCUGACAAGGAAGGAGUGAAGAUCUUCUUUGAGGAGACUAUAUACCACUUGGGUGAUCGUUACGUUGAAUACCUCAAGGACUACAAGAAGAAGAAGCAGGAUGAGUUUAAGCAUGUGGCUGUCUUCCCCUCGCGUCUAAAGAUUAUUCCUACGGCUAUAUUUAACAAGCGUGACCCCAUAGUGCUCGGUGUAACAGUAGAGGCUGGAGUUUUAAGAACGGGGACGCCCUUGUGUGUGCCAAGUAAAGAGUUUGUGGAGAUAGGAAUGGUGACUUCAAUGGAGUACGACCACAAGAACGUAGACCUGGCCAAGAAGGGCGUGGACGUGUGCAUCAAGAUCGAGCCUCUUCCUGGCCACACCCCCAAGCUGUUUGGGCGCCACUUCGACCACGAGGACAUGCUGGUCAGCAAGAUCUCGCGCGAGUCGAUUAAUGCGUGCAAGGACUACUUUAGGGAUGAUCUUAGUAAAACAGACUGGAAACUUAUGGCAGAACUGAAAAAAGAGUUCCAGAUUUUAUAAGGGGCUGUGACUAGCCUUGUUUUUUAGCCACGAUAAUCAGAUAUUUAUGAAAUUUCGAAUUUUUAUUUUCUCUUUUUUUUUUUUUUUUUUUUUUCUUUUUUUUUUUUUUUUUUUUUUUUUUUUUUUUUAUAUUUGAUGCUUAUUUUCUUUUCUAUUUUAAUGAUUUUGUAAGAACUAGGAUGUGUAAAUUAUAUAAAAAGAAAUGUCAGAAAAAAAAUGAAAAUGAAAAAAAGUAAAAAGAAACAGACUGCUACAGAACACCCAAAACUAUAUACUAUGCUAAAAGUCGCUCGCUAUAACCAGUGUGCAUUGUCAGUGUGACUCAGUUGUGCUUCUUGAGAUCGUGCAAGACCAAUGUUCAUGCCAGGAAUGAGAUGAGGCGGGGAGAGGCGCUCAAACCCACGAUUGAGCUAAAAUUCACAGGCGGAAGGAAGACGCAAGUGGUCGUCGUACACCCAGACAGAAGUGCAAAAUGCUGUCUUGUAUUUGUGUUAAAAACUUGGCUGUUUUAUUGGCGGUUGACUGUUUUUUACUGAUGAUUUCUCCAAGCCAAGGAAUAUGCUCCGGAGUUGUCAUAAGUAUUUCAGUGAUAAGUAUUAUAUGGACUGCAUGUUUUAUGGGUAUAACUCUCGAAAGGAAAAUAACUAAUGGUCGUGAUAAAGAACGGAUAUAUUUUAGAAGAAGGGAAUAUUUCUGAUACCCUCUAUACCAUACAGAUGAAAUAUUUAUACCUAGUGCAGUAAUCAAUUGCUUACAAGUUGUUAAGGCUUUAUCUUAAAGGCAUGAAUUAUUCAAAUAUGGCUGUGGAUUUAUUUUUGGUUUUUGGUUACCCAGUGUAUAUGUAUAUUUUUAUCCUUUUUUUUUAUAGGCCAUUUUAAGGGAGGGGGGGAGCAGGGGAGGGUAGUUCCAAGUUUUACACUGAUGAGAUAAUUGUUUUGAAUUGCAGAUGAUGUCUCUGGCUCUUUUUCUUUUAUUCUUUUUCGGUCUCGUGUCUUUCUGUUUCAGUAGGAUGGGCUCUUUUCAUUUAUUGAGUUGGAAAUAUCUGUGAUUUAAGAUUUUGAGUUUCCGAAAAGGAUUCACCUCGCUAUGACAUUACUUCUUGUGCAAAGUUGCAGACACGUCAUUUUUGUUUCCCCACCAAAUUCCUCCGAUCCUCGUAUAUAUAAAACACAAGGUCUUUUUGUACAGCUCCACCUUGUUCAAUAAAAUGUGACUACUUUCUAGGUUCGUGUGUAUUCAGAAUCCUGUGAUGCUUUUUAACGCUUAUAUGUGUUUGCUUUGUGUGAGGGCGAGUCCCAUGUCUUGGUUAACAUAUAUUUGCCUGCUCACUUCCUCUGUCUCUCUCAUGCUGAUGCUUACUCUGUUACUCUUUCUUGCUUGCUUUCAUUCAUUUUUUUUUUUUUUUCUGAUUCUCUCUCCAUUUUUCUCUUUCUCUCUCCCUUUUUCUUUUUCUCUCUUCCUUUUUUUUGCUUUCUCUUUUUUUGUCUCUCCUCUUUCUCUUUUUCUUUGUCAUUUCUUUCAGGCUCUUUCUUUCAUGUCUGUGUAUUUACUUACACAUGAAGUCACCCAUGUACUGUGUGCAUGUACACAAAGUCUCUGUGUGUGCAUAUUUUACACAAGGAAGUGAAAUUUUUGAAAUUACUAUUUUUAUUUUUCUGUGAAGCAUUGUAAAGUUUGGGCUAUUCUUUUUUUUUCUCCUCUUCUUUGGGGAAAAUCUCCGGUGAUAUAGGAGAUGGGAAAUUGAAAUGGACGAGCAAUAUCGUUUGGCAAAUUUUAGAUAAUGCCAGAGUUUUGUUUUUGUUGAGAAUCCUGCUCUCGGUUUACAAGGUCAGACUAGUGAAAUGUUAACGAAUUUUAUCUUGACCUUAACUUUGGCUUUUUUUUCCCCUCCCUGCCUUUUUUUUUUGCAGUCUGUUCUGUUGAAAGAAAGAAAGAAAAAAAAGAAACGAAAACAAUAGAAUGAAUAUAUUUUCUAAGGAUAAUGAGUCAGAUAGUCAUGAAAAAAAGUGAUGAUUCUGGAUAUCUCUUUCAUCAUUGCAACCUGUGCAGAAUCGUGCAGAGUCUAUGUUCAUUUCCAAACCGUUUACAAACUAAUACUCCAGCUGUUGUGUUCACAGGCAAAGCUUUUGAAAGACUGUGUGGCCAAUGCUACAAGCUUUUAUCUCUCCAUGUUUUUACUCUUGUAUAUGACUGUAACAAAUAGUGAAAAAAGAAGGAAAAAAAAAAAAUAUACAGUAUCCAGUUGUUUAUACAGACUAUCAUUUGUAUGGUGUUUAUAUAGGGAAAUUAAAAAGAGGCUUCCAGAUUUUAUUUAAUACAUAUAUUGCUGUAUAAAUAGGAACUGUAUAUGGCAUGUUCAUCGCACUUGAAAUUUAAACCAGUUUUUACUUUUAUUCCAUAAAUUUAUAUGUUAGUUAUUAUUUAUAGUUUUUAUCUGGCUUUGUCAGUGACUCAUGAAAGAUUAUUUUUUAUUGUAUAUUCAUAUAAAUACUUUUAUUUUAUUAUUAUUUUUUUUUCUUUUCUUUAUUCAAAGCCGUGAAAAACAACCCACAAAAAAGUCCUGAUUCAUUUCCUGUGCUGAAGACUAAUAAUUUUUUUGAAAACUUCUUUCUGAUCUUUGGAAGCAUUAUUAGUCUCACUGGUGUCAUGUAUGCUAAAUGAUUUUGUCCGAAAUAAAAGGGAGAAGGAAC